ACCUUUUUUUAAUUUACGAUUACAAUAGCAAGUUCAAACAUGACGGAUAAGAGAACAAAUAGAUAUAUUUCAUCGUAGACCAGCUUGGAACAUAAUGUCAAUUACAGAACUUUUAGAAUCCAUACCGUCAAGAAAACAGAAGUGCAGAGGAUGAUAAAGACAAAGUCAAAGCGUUUACUGUAUUAUAUAUUUAUAUACAUAUCGCUUGUCUUCUGGGACAUUCUCACAAACAUUUGGCGAGCGGCACUUGAUGAAUGACAGUGGCAGUCCACCCUUACAGUCCUGCAAAACAGCCACAAUGACACAACGUUUCAGAACGGAAGUAAGUAAAAACUUCAUUAUAAUGGACGAGAAGAAAAAUUCAGAGAAAAUGAGGAGAAAGGUCUGUCAGGCAGACGUCAUCUGGCUGACAAAUAGUGAAAGAGCGAAGGAAAUUCUUGUGGGGAUGGAAAAAAUUAAAAAAAGGAUAUGAUGAUGAUGAUGAUGAUGAUGAAGGGGAAGUAAAAGUAAGAGAAGGAAGCUCACCUGACCAUGGCGAAAAAAGGGACCGAAGAAUCGUAAUGGAGUUCGCUUAGUAUGUGUCCAAUGAAGAAGAGUUUUUGUUUGCUUCAGCUUGGUUGAAGUGGUGAAGAACCUUUCUCUUCUUUCUUAUUUCCGUCACAAAUUUUUUUGGAGGGGGCUCCAGAAGAAAAGAGUUUAAAGAGGGUGUAGCGUUUUCUAACGUGGUAUAAUCAGCCUCAAUCCCCCGAUUUGAAUUGAAUUGGUGUCAAACCGAUUCGAGGGUGUCACGUGAUAGCAGUCAACUAUUUUAUAAAUAUUUUAAAUUCGUUAUAUUUAAAUUUAUACAUUUUUUUCAAAAAUGAAAUUAAUGUUUUUGGCCAAUUCAAUUGAUCAAUCCAUUCUGUUGAGGAAUAUGCUUUUAUAUUGUUUUCAAAAUUGCGAUUGAACACUCGUUACUUUCAAGUGAGUGACAGGUUCCUCGCUGCUCAGGUGAAGGCCAAAGUUUCCUUUCUUUGUCUUUGAAGAAUUGAAGGCUGUGUUGGUGCUUAGGUAUUAUAGUAUGUUCCACCUCCAUAGCACCCAUGAGAAUGAAAUUGUGCUUAGGCUUUAGGCAAUGAACGUUGUUAUUUCAUUUCGUCGAGAUAACAGAGCAUAUCAUCUACAUGAUUCAAACCUAACCUUCUCCAGUAUUUCAUAAUAAGGAAUUAUUGGAUUCAUCUGGCCAUUUGUCUAUUCGAAUUUCUUCAUUGCAGAGGUGACAUUCGGAUGACAUACUCAAGAAGAAGCAAAAUUACUCUGAAAACUCAGACAUUCGAUGUAAUCAGCAAAAGAGGAAACAAGUCAUGGAUAGGUAUGUUUGUUUCACUGCAGAUGUUGGUGAUUUGAUUUGAGAUUAGUAGGAUUUAAACAAAGGUUAGAUCCAAAACUAUCAAAGGCAACGUUAAUAAUGUAGGCGAAGGUUGAGCUCAGAAGCCAUGUGUUCGGCAAUAGGGUUUUAGGAGGAUUUAAGCGGAGCUUGCUUGUUGUGUCUUGUCCCCGGACUGGACUGGAGACCUCAGUCUGGCUGAACAUCCAUGGCUCUCUGGAGACCUGUCCCCUGCUUUCGGUUUCGGCUCCCUUCCUCUUCCUCCCUCGUCCUCUCCCUCAUAAAUCCCAAACCCUUCUCUACUUCCUCUUGUUCUGAGGGAGAAGAAGAAUGCGACUUCGACCAUGAAGAAGCGGUAAGCUUGAAACAACAGCCGGUUAUCCCAAUACCACGAUCUCCCUUCGUCGACCGUUUCUACUCCGUCAUCCAAGAUCACCACCGCAGAACCCUUGGCCUGAACCCGAACCCAUCUUCUCCCUCCUCCUCCUCCUCGGCCCACAUCCCCAAUCUAUCCCGCGAGUUCUCCCAGAUCGCCCCUCCCUCGAUAUCCCCUUCCGUCGUUGCCCACACCAUCCAGAGGUCCGCCCAACUCCGUCAUGGCAUUCCUUGGCCCCAGACGCUUGCCUUCUUCAAAUGGGCCUCCGACCACCCCGGCUUCGCCGCAGACGCCGAUGGCGCCGCGACUGCCUACUGCGAGGCGGUCGACCUCCUCGGCAAGGUCCGCCAGUUCGACCUCGCGUGGGGGCUGAUUGACGCCAUGAGGGCCCGGGGUAUUCCCGUGGUUGCCAACGUCUUCUUGGCCCUCGUCCGACGCUACGCCCGCGCCGGGCUGGCGGCGGAGGCCGUCCACACCUUCAAUCGCAUGGAGGAUUACGGAUGCGUGCCACACUCAUUCGUGUUCGCUUCGGUGAUUGGGGUUCUGGCGAAGAAGCGGUUCGCGGAGGCGGCGCAGUCAUUCUUCGACGGGUUGAACCACAAGUUCCGGCCAGAUGUCGUGAUCUACAGCGCUCUGAUUCACGGGUGGUGCAGGGUCCAUCGGAUUGAGGAAGCAGAGAGGGUGUUUCGGGAGAUGAAGGAGGCAGGCAUCCAGCCGAACGUGUAUACCUACAGCUGCGUAAUCGAUGGUCUUUGCCGGUCCGGCCGAAUCGAUCGGGGAUACGACGUUUUCCGGGAGAUGGUGGAGGUUGGAUGCGCCCCAAACGCGGCGACUUUCAAUUCUCUGAUGCGCGUCCACGUUAAGGCGGACCAGACCGAGAAAGCUCUGCAAGUCCACAACCAGAUGAAGCGGCUCUCCUGCGAGCCCGACGCCAUCACGUACAAUUACCUCAUCGAGGCGCACUGCCGGGCCGGAAACUUCGACAACGCCAUGAAGGCGUUGAACCAGAUGGUUGCGAAGGGGUGCCCGCCGAACGCGUCGAGCUUCAACCCACUGUUCCAAAGCGUCUUCAAGGCGAAGGACGUCAAUGGGGCGCACAGAUUGUUCUCGAAGAUGAAGGAUGUGGGGUGCAAGCCGAAUACUGUUACCUACAACAUCCUGAUGAGGAUGUUCUCGGAGACGAGAUCGACGGACAUGGUGAUGAAGAUGAAGAGGGACAUGGACGAGAACGGCUGCGAGCCGAACGUGAACACUUACAGGAUUCUGAUAUCCAUGUUCUGCUCCAUGGGUCAUUGGAAUCGGGCGUAUAAGUUUUUCAGGGAGAUGCUGGAGGAGAAAUGCCUGAAGCCGGCGCUGCCCGUUUACAACAUGGUCCUAGAACAGCUGAGAAAAGCCGGGCAGGUUGAGAAGCAUGAGGAGUUGGUCGAGAAGAUGGUGGCGAGAGGAUUCGUGACGCGGCCUUUGUGAUCCCGUUUUCCUUGCCUUGUCGCCGGGCAUUCUUCUGCUAGUGCAGAAGAAUGAAACAUAGGAGUGCGCAGACCCACAGAUUACGAGUAACGAAGAUAUGUAGGGAAAACUUGAUUUUUGGCAGGAGUGAAUUCUACGAGGAAAGAAUAGGAAAUUAUAUUGUGAAAGAUCUGUUGUGAGUUCUUCUUCCGUGGAAGUGAAGAGUGAAAAAGGAGUUGCUUCAAGGAGCAUAGAUGUGAGUGUAAAAAAGUAGGCGUUAUGGUUGGAGUGCUUAAGUUGAAGGGUAUACCAUUGUCGUUAUUGACACCAAUGUAAACUCAACUCAGGACGCUGAGAUAAGGGGUGCUUUCGGACUUCUUUUUCUUUCUAGUGAGAAGUUGCUAACCUCUCACCUACACCGAGAAGUGAAAAAGAAAUUUGAAAGGAAUCUCCAAUGAAGUAUCACACAUUUGAAGGAGAUUCACUGAAGAAGUUCUUACCCAUUGGCGGACAGCUCUCAUCUGAGCAGGAAACAGUGGUUCUCUGUGAGGGAUUUUGAUGAAAAUCCAUGCUGGUUUAUCGGUCGGUUAGGGAGUGGGGCAUCUGUACGUGCCGGAAUACAGGGACGGAGGAUGGAGUUCUCUCUGACAUUGGCCUAGGAGGUAGGCCAAGUGGCCAACCAAUGAAGUGAGAACUGGCUUGCAGGUUUUGUUCAUUUCUUAACAUGGACUGUUAGAAUCAAUUUGUAAAAGCAAUCAAUAAGAAGAGAUAUGAACAGUUAUUCA
Messenger RNA from Nymphaea colorata (pocket water lily), 3973 nucleotides. RefSeq names its product pentatricopeptide repeat-containing protein At1g20300, mitochondrial. The coding region runs from base 1575 to 3209 and encodes 544 amino acids. Gene Ontology annotation, molecular function: protein binding. The record is from RefSeq and is a predicted model, not a curated record. The transcript has a single exon. Lineage: Eukaryota; Viridiplantae; Streptophyta; Magnoliopsida; Nymphaeales; Nymphaeaceae.